Molecule: messenger RNA, 1941 nt
Organism: Vigna angularis (adzuki bean)
Lineage: Eukaryota; Viridiplantae; Streptophyta; Magnoliopsida; Fabales; Fabaceae
Product: pentatricopeptide repeat-containing protein At3g42630
Exons: 2
Coding region: 145-1392 (415 amino acids)
Molecular function (GO): protein binding
Source: RefSeq, a predicted model, not a curated record
GGGUCCUAGGUGUUGGUUGGCCUGGACUCUAACAACCUUUCACAAAACAAAGACAAGGUUUUUGCCUAAAAUCAUCUUCCAUUCACUCACUCACUGUUCACAUGAUUUGUUCUUCCUUGAACUCUUAGAACAUCCUCGUUUUCAAUGGAAAUCAAUUCUCUAACACUCCCCUCUUCUCGUAUGUCCAUUCUGCUGAAGGAUUCUCCCAGUGGAGCUCCUCAACAACAGAACAAGAUAAUCUGGAGGAGGAAUAAAAAAAGAGCUUUUGAUGGUACACACAGCAGUGUAGAUAGCCCUUCAUUGGUUCAAAACAAUAGUAGGAAAAUAAUGUUUCCUCAAUCCGAUGGGGUUUUUCAUGAUUCCAAAGUUGAUGUUUAUAUGCCAAAACAGACUUCUUUGUGUGUUUUGAUGCUACAUUACACAGAAAAUGGUCUCUUUCCUCAAGCACAGACUACAUGGGAGCAGCUCCUAUAUAGUUCUUUUGUACCUUCUUUUGAAUUUAUUUCAAGACUAUUUGAUGCUUAUGCAAAACAUGGAAAAUUCGAUGAAGUGGUCAAUAUUCUACGCUAUGUGGAUAUGAGGAAUUUCAGUAUAUUACCUAAUGUUUACUCGUUGGCUAUUUCUUGUUUUGGAAGAGAAGGACAGCUUGAGUUAAUGGAAGAUAUGGCAAAGGAAAUGGCUUCAAGAGGUGUUCAUAUCUCUUCUAAAACUGCUAAUGCUUUUGUUUUGUAUUAUAGUAUUUUUGGUUCUUUGAAAGACAUGGAGAAUGCUUAUGGCCGCCUAAAGAAAUCGAGAUUUAUGAUAGAGAGGGAAGUGAUUCGGGCAAUGGCCUCUGCAUAUACAAGGGACAGACAAUUCUAUGAAUUGGGUGAGUUCCUAAGAGAUGUUGGUCUAGGUAGGAAAGAUGUCGGAAAUCUUCUAUGGAACCUUUUGUUACUUUCUUAUGCUGCAAAUUUCAAGAUGAAAAGCUUGCAGAAAGAAUUUCUGCAAAUGUUGGAAUCCGGGUUCCGUCCUGAUAUUACAACCUUUAAUAUUCGUGCUUUAGCCUUCUCAAGAAUGGCUUUGUUCUGGGAUCUUCACCUUAGCAUUGAACAUAUGGAACGUGAGAAGGUCAUUCCUGAUCUAGUGACUUUUGGGUGUGUAGUUGAUGCAUACUUGGAGAGAAGGCUUGGAAGGAACUUGGACUUUGUUCUAAACAAAAUGAACGCGGAUGAUUCUCCAAUGUUGUUAACAGAUCGGUUUGUGUAUGAGGCCUUAGGUAAAGGGGACUUUCAAAUGAGUUCUGAAGCAUUUUUGGAGUUUAAAACACAAAGGAAAUGGACUUACCGUGCUUUGAUACAAAAGUAUCUCAAGAAACAUUACAGAAGGAACCAGAUAUUUUGGAACUACUAACUAAUUGCUGGAUAUUUAGGUCCACUCAAGUUCUAGCCAACUGGGAUACUCUUACUGAAUUGUUCUCUGGUAAAACAAAGAGCUAACUAUCUGUCUCUGCAUUUCUUUUUCAUAGAAUUUUAGUCUUACACAUAGACCUUGGUUCUAUACAGACAUUCACUAUGCAGUUAACUUGAAUCAAACUUUUACAUAUGGUGGAUGCAUUUGAGGGAUCAGAGUUAAGGUGGAAACAGCGUGUUGUAAAGCGUACUGUGAUGCAUACAAUGGAACAUUAGAAGCAUCCUAUCUUGAAGAAAGCUUGGAGGAACUGAAACUUGGUAAGAAUGAUUAUUGCUUAACAAAGUUGUACAUUCUCCACGUGAUCAACUCUUAUACUACGAGAUUGCUUGUCCCGGCAUACAUAUUUUAUUUCUUAAUAGAUUACGUAUUUCACAUCUUAUUGUUAAUAGAUAUAAAAUCUGUUAGUUUUUUUUGGCCUUGUAACUCGUUAAGUUGUUAUGGAAACAUACUCAACAUAGAUUUUGUCAAUCUUUCUUUUACCCUGAUUAA